Molecule: messenger RNA, 1140 nt
Organism: Gekko japonicus
Lineage: Eukaryota; Metazoa; Chordata; Lepidosauria; Squamata; Gekkonidae
Gene: B3GNT3
Product: UDP-GlcNAc:betaGal beta-1,3-N-acetylglucosaminyltransferase 3
Exons: 1
Coding region: 1-1140 (379 amino acids)
Cellular component (GO): membrane
Molecular function (GO): hexosyltransferase activity
Source: RefSeq, a predicted model, not a curated record
AUGUCACGACAUUGGCGCCACAAGGUGGAAGUUGCCGUCCUGAGCUUCGUUGGGAUCACCGGGUUCUUGUUCCUCCUUCAAAAUGACAAGAAGGGCCCUGUCUUGAAAGAGGCGAUGGAGACUCCCGUCACCAUCCCACCGAUCAUUACUGGACGACCCAAGCCCAUUGCUGAGUGCCAGAGGAACGUGACGGUGGCCAACAUCUCUGGGUUUGCCGGACUGCCCGACCACAUCAAGGACUUCUUGCGAUAUAAGCAUUGCAAGGAGUUCCCUCUGCUUCUGGAUAUGCCGGAUAAGUGCGGAGGCCCAGACAACUCCUAUGACACUUUCUUGCUCCUCGCCAUCAAAUCAUCGCCGGGGAAUUAUGAACGGCGUGAAAUCAUCCGCAAGACUUGGGGCCAGGAACGGACUUACGCAGGCGUCAAUAUCCGGAGGCUCUUCUUGUCUGGGCAGGUGGCCAAUGCUCGGGAUGCUAAGAAAACUAACCAGCUCUUGAAGAUCGAGGCAGAAGAGAACGGAGACAUCCUCCAGUGGGACUUCCUUGACAGUUUCUUCAACUUGACGCUCAAGCAAGUCCUCUUCCAUUCCUGGAUGGAGGCCCGCUGCCCCGGCGUCCGUUUCGUCUUCAAUGGGGACGACGACGUCUUUGCCAACACAGACAAUAUUAUCCACUACUUGCUGGAUGUCCCAGGUGCAGGAGAUGAACACCUCUUUGUGGGCCAGCUUAUCACCAACGUUGGCCCCAUCCGCGAGAAGUGGAGCAAAUACUACGUGCCAGAGCAAGUGACUGCCUCCAAAUCCUACCCCCCUUAUUGUGCGGGCGGGGGUAUCCUUAUGUCUGGCUACACUUCACGCACCAUCUACAAGGAAUCGCUGGGCAUCGAGCUCUUCCCGAUUGACGAUGUGUACUUGGGGAUGUGUCUCGAGAAAGCAGGGCUCAAACCUUCUUCCCACAUGGGCAUCCGGACAGUGGGUGUGCGGGUGCCUUCCUCCAGGUUGGAGUCCUUUGACCCCUGUUAUUACAAGGAGCUCCUCCUGGUCCAUCGCUUUGUGCCCUACGAGAUGCUGGUGAUGUGGAGAGCCAUCCACCGGCCCAACUUGAUAUGUGGGAAGAGAAUGGAGGUCUAUCAGAGUCUCUGA